AUGAAGAUAAACGAACCCAGCAGUCACCAUCUCGGCCGGGCAGAUGAUGAAGACCUCGUGAACGAUCCUGAAGGCAAAGAAGCCAUGACACCGGACAUUUCAGCUACGAAACCAGCCGCCACUGAUACCUCCGAGUUCAUCCGUCAGGUGGGGGAGCCUGAAAAUGAUGGCGCACACGGCAGUAGGCUCUUUCUCAAUAGGCGCGUAAAGCAACAGAAGUUCACACUGAAAAGGAAGCUGCAUUACAACAAAGGCCUGAACAUCAAGGUCUCUAGAAAAAUUAUCUCGAAAGACUUCCUAUGCGACGACGACGAAGAAACUCCGCCUAGUAACCAGGAAGCCAGCACUGCCACUGAAGACUCACAUGAAGGAUCGACAACUGAUGAACCUCAAACCCACUCAUGCCACGCCUAG
Prionailurus viverrinus (fishing cat) is the source of this 414-nucleotide messenger RNA. RefSeq names its product PPP1R2C family member C (gene PPP1R2C). The record is from RefSeq and is a predicted model, not a curated record. The coding region runs from base 1 to 414 and encodes 137 amino acids. Gene Ontology annotation, biological process: regulation of signal transduction. Gene Ontology annotation, molecular function: protein phosphatase inhibitor activity. The transcript has a single exon. NCBI's taxonomy places the organism in Eukaryota, Metazoa, Chordata, Mammalia, Carnivora, Felidae.